Erythranthe guttata (spotted monkey flower) is the source of this 1105-nucleotide messenger RNA. RefSeq names its product maternal effect embryo arrest 60 (gene MEE60). The record is from RefSeq and is a predicted model, not a curated record. Lineage: Eukaryota; Viridiplantae; Streptophyta; Magnoliopsida; Lamiales; Phrymaceae.
AAAUCUACUAAAUUAUUAUUUCGAUAAUUUAAUAAUUCGCUACAAUAAUAAAAUUUUGCUCGUCCCAACUCUAAUAAUUUAGUAAGUGGAACAAAAUUUUGAUUUGGAUUGUCAUUAUUGUAACUGGAAAUAAUACGGGCUUAAAAAUAUGAAUCUAAAGCCCGAACCCGCCCGCAUUACUAUUUCAAACAUAUGGGCCUAGAAAAUGAAUCUAAAGCCCAAACCCGUCCGCAUUCCAAUUUGAAACUUGGCAUCUCACUUUCUAAAAGUAAAGGCCAACCACAGUCAACAUCACAUCUCCCACUUUACCUUUUUAACCUCGCCGUAUAUUUCACGUUCACCGGUGCACCCCCAAACCCCAGCCCCAAUCCAGUAAAUAAAAACCACAAAAAGGUAACCUAAUUCAAUUCACCGGCAAAUCCCCGCCGUCGCCGGAAAUGUCGGCCACCAGCAUCCACAUCACGGCGCUGGACGGAAUCGUCAACGUCAACUCACUCUUCACACUCGCCGUCUUCAUCGGGCUCGCCUGGAACCCGACCGACCCGAACAACAGCCUCGUCGACCCGAUCCAACAUCCCGGAUGCACGCCGGGCCCGAAAGUCGCCGAGAAUCUCAUCACCUUCCACGUCUACUCCUUCAGCUGCUUCCUCUUCUCCAGCCUCGUAGCGCUUGGCCUGAAACAGGUCGUCAGGCUGGUCCGCGGUGGGGCCCACCACCAUCACAACCACGAAGAUCGGGUUCUGUGGCCGGCGUUCGACCUGGCCCACAUAAACCGAACCGCACUACGGGUCGGGUACGUGGUGUCGGCUGCGGGUUCGGUUUGCGGGUCGGUGUUCUUAAUGCUGGCCUUGGUUAAUGUGGUGCAGAUCAAGCUGGGGAUGCUGGGGUGCGCCGGCGGGAGUAGACACGGCUACGGCGCGGUGGUGCCGCUGUUCAUUCUGGUUCCUUCCGGCCUUCUAAUUUAUGUCUGUACUGUUUUCUAUGCUUUUACUCGUUGAGAUCAGAUUUAAUUAUUUAAGUACUAUGUUUGUUCAUGCCUGAGAAAAUCAAAUUGAUUUAUAUUUAGUGUUCAAUGCUGCCUGAAUAAGUAUAUUGUGAAUUGCAA